AUGGACAUUCGUUCAGAAAUUGUAAAUUCCAUAAUAUAUUCUUUAAAAAGAUGCAAAAAUAAAAAUAAAUAUAUUUUGUUGUUAAACGAGUUAUUGUCCCUUUUCCCAGCACACGCUGAAAAAAGCUUAAAGCUAUGCUUAAAAUCGUGCAUAAAAAAAUAUACAUUAAUAGAAGAAAAUGAUUCACCGGAACCUUGUAAAGAUUAUGGACAUAAAAUAUUUAACAGUAAAAAAAAAGAAAGCUUCUUUAGUGACACUACUAUUAUAUGUAAGAAAAAGAAGAAAGUAGAGAAAAAAAAAUUAUCAUCUAUAAAAUCUAACAGAUAUAAAAAGACAUGUAUACACUUUUUUGUACUAUGUGGAAAUAAAAGGAAGUAUGUUGUAUUUCAAAACUUUUGUUCAUGUUUUUAUUUUAAAGAAAAAGUAUUAUGUAAUAAUAACGAUAUUUUAUGUAAACACCUUUUAUCCGUUUUUUUGGCAAAAUGUUUUCAUAACUAUAGGAAUAUUUUUUUAAAUUCCGAUUUAUUUUUUGAAUGGUACCUUAAAAAAUUAAAUAUCUCAAACCAGUAA
Messenger RNA from Plasmodium reichenowi, 570 nucleotides. RefSeq names its product zinc finger protein, putative. Gene Ontology annotation, molecular function: zinc ion binding. The transcript has 2 exons. NCBI's taxonomy places the organism in Eukaryota, Apicomplexa, Aconoidasida, Haemosporida, Plasmodiidae. The record is from RefSeq and is a predicted model, not a curated record. The coding region runs from base 1 to 570 and encodes 189 amino acids.